Molecule: messenger RNA, 588 nt
Organism: Ichthyophthirius multifiliis
Lineage: Eukaryota; Ciliophora; Oligohymenophorea; Hymenostomatida
Exons: 2
Biological process (GO): ribosomal small subunit assembly; translation
Cellular component (GO): ribosome; cytosolic small ribosomal subunit
Molecular function (GO): RNA binding; structural constituent of ribosome
Source: RefSeq, a predicted model, not a curated record
AAAAUGGCUGAAGUAAAAAAAUAAGAAAAGAAUAUUAAAAAAUUCACUUUUAGAGGAAAAAGUUUAGAAGAAUUAUAACAUUUAGCUUAAGGAUCAAGCAAAGAAAAGUUAAUUUCCGACGAAUUAGCUUAACUUUUCGAUGCCAAAACCAGAAGAAGAGUCAAAAGAGGACUUUCUGAAAAAUAUGCUAAAUUUGUCAUGAAAGUUAGAAAAUCAAAACAAAAAUGCCCUGCAGGUGAAAAACCUUAACCAGUUAAAACACAUUACAGAUCUAUGAUUGUUAUCCCUGAUUUAGUAGGAGGUAUUAUAGGUGUUUAUAAUGGAAAAUCAUUUGUGAAUGUCGAAAUUAAAUUUGAUAUGAUUGGAAAAUAUCUCGCUGAAUUUGCUAUGACUUAUAAACCUACUUCUCAUGGUAAAUCUGCUGCUGGUGCCUCUAAGAAAGAUUGAAAAUAUUUCUUUUAUUUAUUUAUUUAUUAAAAACAAAAAUAAAAAUAAAAAAAAAGAUUAUUUUUUUAAUAAAGCGUAUGUUAGUUUUUUUAUUUUUUUAUAGGUCUUUUUGUUUUUUGUUUAUUAUUUAAAUUUUUUUAG